Messenger RNA from Populus euphratica (Euphrates poplar), 778 nucleotides. Its product is annotated as DNA-directed RNA polymerases II, IV and V subunit 8B-like. Lineage: Eukaryota; Viridiplantae; Streptophyta; Magnoliopsida; Malpighiales; Salicaceae. Gene Ontology annotation, biological process: DNA-templated transcription. The record is from RefSeq and is a predicted model, not a curated record. Gene Ontology annotation, cellular component: RNA polymerase III complex; RNA polymerase I complex; RNA polymerase II, core complex. The coding region runs from base 106 to 552 and encodes 148 amino acids. The transcript has 5 exons.
CCGUUUAAGUAUUAUAUUACCUCUUGUCUUAAUCUCUCAAGAGUUUGCUGCUGUUGCCUCACUCGAAAAACUUCCAAGCUCUCUAACAAUUUUUUUGCAGGAAGGAUGUCAAGCUCAAACAUUAUCAUGUUUGAAGAUAUUUUUGUUGUUGACAAGCUAGAUCCUGACGGAAAAAAAUUUGACAAAGUGACCCGCAUUGAAGCACAUAGUCAGAACUGUGAUAUGUUCAUGCACCUUGAUGUGAACACUGAUGUAUACCCCAUGUUCGUGAAUGACAAAUUCACAAUGGCUUUGGCCCAUACGCUGAAUCUGGAUGGGACACCUGACACAGGCUAUUAUACUCAGGGAGGGAGAAAAACACUUGCUGACAAAUAUGAAUAUGUCAUGCAUGGGAAGCUAUAUCAGAUUCAAGAGGAAGGAUCAAGGAGGGCAACUCGAACGGAGAUGGUUAUUACAUUUGGUGGGCUUCUGAUGUUGUUGAAGGGAGAUCCUUCAUAUGUCUCUCAAUUCGAGCUUGAUCAGAGGCUAUUUUGUCUGAUCAGGAAGCUGUGAAACUCAGUAAUAUGUCCCUAUGUUUUCUGAACAUCACAAUCCAAUGUUCCUCAAAAUGUUGGUGGAUUUAGUUUUCUUGUACCAUACUUAUUCUAACGAAUCUAUGUAGGGUUGUCCACUAAAACUGGGGUAUAUUUCCUAGAUUGGAUCGUACUAUCUGUGCUGCAUGAUAUUGUGUUCUCUCUCGAAAACCUGUGUCUAUUUGGUAAUUGUGCCCGUGCCUCUU